This is a messenger RNA of Nilaparvata lugens (brown planthopper), 2834 nucleotides long. RefSeq names its product exportin-5. NCBI's taxonomy places the organism in Eukaryota, Metazoa, Arthropoda, Insecta, Hemiptera, Delphacidae. Gene Ontology annotation, cellular component: RNA nuclear export complex; nucleus; cytoplasm. Gene Ontology annotation, biological process: protein export from nucleus; RNA export from nucleus. The record is from RefSeq and is a predicted model, not a curated record. The transcript has 15 exons. The coding region runs from base 48 to 2819 and encodes 923 amino acids. Gene Ontology annotation, molecular function: nuclear export signal receptor activity; RNA binding.
UGUAGGUUGUGCUUCUAACGUUGAGUGGAUUCGUUGAAUGGGUUUCGAUGACGCAUAUAAUGGCCAACGAUGGUCGAUUACUGCAGGUGCUCUGUUUAUUGCUCAACAACGAACUAUUUCAAUCCUUAGCAGCAGAGUGUUUGUUACAGAUAGUUUCUAGAAAAGGAAAGGUUGACGAGCGAAAGCCGUUGCUGGUUCUGUUCAGCGCAGAUGCGAUGCAGUGCAUGUUUCAGAGUGCAGAUGGCGCGUCAGCCAAGCCGCUCGAAGAAGCUCACUACCAUUUCCUAAAAAAGCUCACACAGGUCCUGACCGGUCUAGGAAUGCAGCUGUGCACGCUGUGGGGCAAGGAAGGCACUCCGGGGUGUCCGCCGAAUUUCUCGAUCUACCUGGAGGCGAUUCUGACAUUUUCGCGACAUCCCUCAUUGUCCGUGGCGCACUUUGCCAACACGCUGUGGCUGGCCUUCUUCAAGCACGACCACAUCUCCAAGGACCCCAUUCUUGUCAGCUUCAUUCCAAAGUGGGUGCAAGCCAGUGGCCCUAAACUCAUGAAGGUUGUGUAUAAUAAAGCAGCUCGUGCCUCAGGUAGAAGUGAUGAUGUGGCUGCUUAUGUGGCGCUGGAUUGUGAUUCCGAAGAAGAAUUCAAUGUGUUCUUUCAUCGGGUCAGGGUCGAUCUGUUGGAUACCUUCAAACAGGCGACGUUAGUUGCACCGCUGGUAACAUACAGAUACGUGCAAGAUUGGUUGGUGAUGAUGCUGCAGAAAACAAUGAGCACACCGACAGAUGCCAGUCAAUUUGUCACUGUUCAGUCGCCUUCGUUCAUGGAGUGGGAUGCAUUGACGCUGGCUCUGGACAGUGUGCUGAGCAAGAUCCUGAUGUGCGUGGAGCGUCCGCCAGUAGGCAACGGCCUACAACUGCUCGACCUCUGCCUGGCCUUCGAACCGAUCGACCCCCUCAUUCUCUCCUCGCUACUCUCCUGCAUAUCGGCGCUCUUCGUCUUCCUUAGCAUGGCGCCGCCCGAAACAUCCAGUGGCUACCUGUUGCGUGUGCUAGACAAGAUCUUUGCGUCGCUGGUGUUCACACAGGGCGGCGACCAGGACAAGUGGACGCAGUCGCGCUCAGUCAAGAAUGUGCGUCGCCACGCCGCCUCGCUCAUGGUCAAGAUCGGCCACAAGUAUCCCCUCCUUCUCCUCCCCAUCUUCGACCGGGUCUGCACCAUUGUUUCCUCGCUCGAGCCCAAGCUGUCCAAAAUGGAGUACAUCUGCUUGCAGGAAGCGUUGUUGCUGAUCAGCAAUCACUUCUGUGAGUACGACAGAGAGAGCAACUUUGUGGGCGAGGUGCUGCGACCAGUGAGCGGUCAGUGGAUAUCGAUGGCCAAGGAGGCAUUUUGCAGUCCUCAGCAGUUCAUGUCGUUCGUCGGACUCGACAAGCCACCGGUCGAGCCGUCCGCCGAAGACAUCUACGGACAAAACCGGGCGCAGAUAAUCUGCUGCGUGAACGUGCUGCAAGCGGUGGUGAAGCGGUGCGUGUGGCCGGAUGACCCGGACCGAGCGCAGAGGGGGGGAUUCGUGGUGGCCCGCACCGAGGCCUGGAAUCCCAUCUACAGGAAUCCGGCAACACCACACUUCUUGCCCCUCUUUCCCGGACUGCUCACCCUAAUCCAAUGCUUCAACUCGUUGUGGACGCCUCCGGCUCUCGCACUAUUAUCCGAGGGCUACAAGAGCGCAUACGACAUGCUGGAAGUGGACCGCAACAACCUGCUUGGCAUAACGACGCAGUCGCAGUCGGCUGCGGACUGCCUGGACUGGACGCAGCCGCCAAAGACGCCCAUCCACCGCAUUCAGAACUUCAUGACAGCCGUUCAUGACACCUCCUAUCACGUGCUGGGAGCCGCCUUCCAGUCGAUCGGCCGCGACCUCUACCAGCUGCCCAAUCUGGCCACCACCCUACUCAACACUGUAUUCUCCAAUUUAGAUUUUAUAUCAGAUUUCCGUCUGCGACCAAUAAUCCGAGUGUUCCUUAAACCGUUUAUAAUGUUCUGUCCAGUCGACUUCUACGACUCUGUUCUGCUUCCCGUGCUUGCUCAAUUCACCCCCUUUAUUCUAAAUAGACUGAAUAGAAAAUGGCAGCACAUGACUGAUCUAUUGGAAGCAGGAGGAAUCGAUGAUGAAAACGCUGACGCACAGGAAUGCCUAGAGGACAUGCUGAACCGACAGAUCACGCGGGAGUUUCUGGACGUGAUGAAGGUGACGCUGGUGGGAGGAAGCGGAGCGGAGGGGGCAGGAGGGGCGACGACAAGUGGGGGCAGUCCGGCCAUGGACGACGAACUCAACACCCGGCUGCACGCGCACACGCAGGAAGUGAUCGGCGAACUGGGCAUGCGCGUGCUCACCUGUCCACACAUAUCCGAGCCUGUCGUGUCCUAUCUGCUCAGUUGCGUGGCGUGGAACGACAGCACAGCCAGCCUGAAGGCGGUGACACUGGUCGGUCCAGUGGUGCGCUUUCUGCUGCAGGAGCGCCAGACGAGCGCGCACUUCGCCCGGCAAGCGCUCACGCUCACGCUCUACGCGCUGCAGACGCACGGCCAGCAUGACGCCAACCUCGGCUCGCUCCUCAUGCUCGGCACACAGCUCUACGAAAUGCUCAGGCCCAAGUACAGCGACAUCAUCGAGGUUAUGAAGCAGAUUCCGGACAUUAAUCUUACAGAUCUGCAAAAAUUUGAUGAUAAAAUGCUGGAAGAAACACGAAAAGGAAAUAAAAUUGAUAAGGCGAAGAGGGAAAUGUUCAAGAAACUCACCAACCCGGUUAGUAUCCUCCUAUAAUAUGCUCUUUACUUU